GUCGCCUGGUCGCCUCUGCCUUCGACGCGCCACCGCCCAUCAUCCAGUUUCCGGUGCCAACUCUUCUUUAAUUCCUAGCAUGCUUAAGCAGGCUCAGUGUAUUUCACCAUCUAUCUUCCCCAGUGUCUCCCCGGAAACUCAUGCACAUGGCGAAAGGCAAGAAGCCACACCCAAGGAAGACCGAAACAACGAUGAAAGAAUCAGCCUCUCUCAUCCUCGAUCCAUAUCUCUACUUGGGCCCUUGCUCAGCUGCUUCUUCGUCCUUUGUUUCGUCUGUUGGGAUAACGCACAUUCUCUCCAUCGGUAGCACCCCAACUACUCACUUUCCGAACGUCGUCUAUGAACGCAUUCCGCUUAUAGACUCGCCAACGUCAUCUCUCUUGCAUGCAGCGAAUCGCGCAGCCAUCUUUCUCGACUCAGUCGAAGCGGCAGGAGGCAAGGUACUUGUGCAUUGCUCAGCCGCCAUCUCGCGUUCACCUGCAGUCGUGGCUGCCUACUUGGUGAUAAGGAAACGCAUGUCGCUCAAGCAAGCGUUGGGAAGGAUCCUACAAACCCGACCAAGCACAUCUCCGAAUAGAGGAUUCAUGGUGCAGCUGAACGAGAUAGAGCUGGAGCACUUGGGUGCUUUGUCGUUAGGAUUAGACGAGCUUCCUCGCAGGAAGGAGGAACGACUCGCUUUGUUUGUUGAUGUCGCCGAGAAUAACGGUGGGACAGCUUUGGCUUUAUGCUAAUUCCACAUGCUGUCAUCUGUAUACCGUCGACGAGAUAUCGCUCGUAUACUAGUACGAAUACCAAGUGGCGAUCGGUCGUGACUACAAUUCUCUAUACCCUCCACGUUAGGAGCUGAGCUUGCUUCUCUCGAUCUCGCACUUUCAGAAUCGUCGCGAUCGCUGUCGGCGUGCCACAUUAUGUGAGAGGUACUCAUCCAAUCAUGGACCGCAAUCUCCCCCUUUGGUACUCCCCUGGUUUGGAUUUGGUUCCCAACUACUAACUAUAGACCCGGAUCUUCUUUACGAUUUUGCACUGCCAAUAUCAAAGCAGGUAUACGGGUU
Molecule: messenger RNA, 1052 nt
Organism: Somion occarium
Lineage: Eukaryota; Fungi; Basidiomycota; Agaricomycetes; Polyporales; Cerrenaceae
Source: the annotation of a GenBank genome assembly